This is a messenger RNA of Micropterus dolomieu (smallmouth bass), 762 nucleotides long. It is a transcript of the gene ankrd45, whose product is annotated as ankyrin repeat domain 45. Gene Ontology annotation, molecular function: protein binding. Bases 45 to 710 code for a protein of 221 amino acids. The transcript is spliced from 5 exons. The record is from RefSeq and is a predicted model, not a curated record. Lineage: Eukaryota; Metazoa; Chordata; Actinopteri; Centrarchiformes; Centrarchidae.
UACACACCUGUCUGCGCUGGAAGGAGUGCGUGCAACAACGAAAAAUGACUUCGGUACAGAAAGAAAUCUUUACAUGUGUGGUGUCUGGGGACUUGGAAACCAUUCGGGAGCAUUUUAAACGCGACGGUGACACGGAGGACUCGCAGGGAGAUGAUUUGUUCGGCAUUAGGGACGAGGUCGGGAGGAACGCCAUGUUGACCGCCUGCAUGUUGGGGAGGAGCGACGUGGUACGAGAACUGGUCGCACACGGAGCCCGCGUGGACGAGCAGACUGUCAGGGGGUAUUCCUCGCUGCACCUUGCUGCUUGUUGGGGCCACCUGGAGACAGUGAGGACUCUGCUUGAAUUGGGAGCUGAUAUACAGGCCAAGACCUUCAGAGGGGAGAGGCCUGUAGACCUGGCAAAGAGGUACUCUAAGACAGACUGUGCUGACUGUCUCGUCCUGGCAGACGCUAAACAGGACUUGAUAUCAUACGUCGCCUUUGCUAAAGACCUCAUCUCUGACCCAGAGAGGAAACUCUCAAAGGAGGAAAAGAACAUCUGUACGCGCGCCUGCUCCGCCAAGUCAGACUGGAUUCAGAGUGUCAAAAACUCAUCAGUCUCAGAUUUCGUAGCCCAAAAGAAAGACAUAGAGGACACUCUUCAGCCUAUUCUCAACAAGCUGUCAGCUCAGUCAGCUGAAGGGCCUGUUAAGCCAGCAGGAAAGGUCUAAAGCAGAAGCAAAUCUGUGCAAUGUCAGCUUUCCAAUAAAUGUCUGAAAAACA